AUGGAUUGGCGCAGCUACAUUGACGAUCAAUUGGUGGGCAGCGGUAGCGUCACCAAAGCAGCGAUCGUGGGCCUCGAUGGCGCCAUCUGGGCGAAGAGCGACCACUUUAAUAUUGGCGAUGACGAGGCGGCGGCGGCCGCCCAGGGGAUUCGUCAACUCGGAAACGCUGUACGCU
Molecule: messenger RNA, 175 nt
Organism: Mesorhabditis spiculigera
Lineage: Eukaryota; Metazoa; Nematoda; Chromadorea; Rhabditida; Rhabditidae
Source: the annotation of a GenBank genome assembly